Messenger RNA from Osmerus eperlanus (European smelt), 565 nucleotides. RefSeq names its product ubiquitin A-52 residue ribosomal protein fusion product 1 (gene uba52). NCBI's taxonomy places the organism in Eukaryota, Metazoa, Chordata, Actinopteri, Osmeriformes, Osmeridae. The transcript is spliced from 5 exons. Gene Ontology annotation, cellular component: ribosome; cytoplasm; nucleus. The coding region runs from base 106 to 492 and encodes 128 amino acids. The record is from RefSeq and is a predicted model, not a curated record. Gene Ontology annotation, biological process: translation; protein ubiquitination; modification-dependent protein catabolic process. Gene Ontology annotation, molecular function: protein tag activity; structural constituent of ribosome; ubiquitin protein ligase binding.
AGUAAAGUUCACGGAGGUCACAAUAGAAGAGGAUGUGAUGUAGUUUCCCUUCCGCCUCGCGCAACCUCUUUUCGUUGAGGCACAGCUAUCGGCCGGCCUGCAAAGAUGCAGAUUUUCGUGAAGACGUUGACGGGGAAGACCAUCACCCUUGAGGUCGAGCCCAGCGAUACUAUCGAAAAUGUCAAAGCCAAGAUCCAGGAUAAGGAAGGUAUUCCUCCCGAUCAGCAACGUUUGAUUUUCGCUGGCAAGCAGCUUGAAGAUGGACGCACUCUGUCGGACUACAACAUCCAGAAAGAGUCCACCCUGCAUCUCGUGCUGCGUCUUCGUGGAGGCAUCAUUGAGCCUUCUCUUAGACAGCUGGCCCAGAAGUACAACUGUGACAAGAUGAUCUGCCGCAAGUGCUACGCCCGUCUCCAUCCUCGCGCUGUCAACUGCCGCAAGAAGAAGUGUGGACACACCAACAACCUGCGCCCCAAGAAGAAGCUCAAGUAGACUGUUGUGUUGUUGCCUUCUGUGGGCUUGAUACAGAACUGUUCUGAUCUGUUAAAUAAAUGGUAAAAAGACA